Molecule: messenger RNA, 1754 nt
Organism: Suricata suricatta (meerkat)
Lineage: Eukaryota; Metazoa; Chordata; Mammalia; Carnivora; Herpestidae
Product: SLAM family member 9-like
Exons: 5
Coding region: 42-1079 (345 amino acids)
Source: RefSeq, a predicted model, not a curated record
CCCAGUAGGCCCAGAGCAAGCCUGGAGGGAGGCAGCCUGUGAUGGAAGCCCGCCCAGAGGCCCCCCGCCUGUGCUGGGCCCCCUGGCUCCUGGGAUUCACCAGCCUCCUCCUCAGCGCCUUCAGCACUGUGGUCAGGAGCCCUGGGGCCCAUGGGUCUGACGUGGAGGAUUCUGGAAGCCGAGUUUCCCUGAAGGGGAUUCAAGGAGGCUCUGUGGUGUUUCAUGUGAUCAGACGACCAGACGUCCCUCCUGAAGCCGAGCUGGAGAAGGUCUCUUGGGCCGUUAAGAACAAGACAAACUACGUGGUCCUCCUGCGCAUCUCUCCUGGGGUAGAUGGUCCAGAAUGGGUCAACUUCCGGGACAGGUUGGAGAAGAGGGUCCAUGUGCUCAACACGACGACCCUGAGGAUGGACAAGCUGACCCUGGAGGACAGUGGGUGGUACCGGGCUCGAUCCUGCUUCACCUCAGGGAUAGAAAUUUCCCAGUAUUUCCACCUCAGUGUGUACGAGCCCGUGGCCCGUCCCCAGAUGCUGGCCGAGAUUCUGACUGUCACACCAGACUGGUGCAACGUCACCCUGGAGUGCCACCCCACGGGAACCACGGGGGCUGUGACUGUGUCCUGGGAGAGCAAGGGCCUCCCCAGGGAGCUGAAGCAGACGGGGGCCCCGGGUCCGGCCCCCACCCCCUGGACCCUGGCUCUGCACCUGCCCCUGAGCCGGCCUAGCCCUAGCGUCACCUGUGUGGUCAGCAACCCGGUGGGCCAGGAAAGUGCCACCCGGGACCUCGGGGAGGUCUGUGGCCACGUCUCUGAGGGGGAAACAGGUCCACGCGGACAGGCUGGUGCGUGUUUACUGCGACUCCUCCUGGGGGUUCUCGGGGUCUUGCUGCUGGUCCUCGGAGCUGGGCUGUACCUGUGGUGCCCACGUGGGGAGAGGAAGCACGUGGAGCCUGGAAGAGCUGUGGCAGGAUCCUCUGUCCACAUGGCAGGGAUCGGAGGAACCACAUCCAGGACAGGAGACGCCUCUCAUAUUGUCUACACUGAGGUCCGCUCGCCAGGCCAGGUCGUGUCGAAGAUUUAAUGGGAAGAAGCAGGGAAUCCGGCCUCUGGGGACACCUGUGCUGUGAGGGUGAGGCCUGCAGCCCUGGUCCUGCCCCUCCCCCUCUGACUGCCCUGAGCAGGGGUGGGUUUAGCAACAUUGGUGAAUUUCUGCGGGAACUCAUCUCCAUGUUCACCAGAGAACACAGGUCGUGGUAGACCGAGGGAGGACCUGAAUUUUAAAUUGAUCUAAACCUGCUUUCCAGUUUUGUUCGGCUUCAGCCUCUUGCCCACAGACCCCACUCUCCCCACAUACAGGACAUGAAUCAGCCUGUCAGAACCUCAGCCUCUGGGACAAAGUCAUUGUGGAUUCACACUGUCCAGCCUCGAUCGGAUUAGCCCCUCCCACAGUCAGGAUGUGCUCCAGAGCUACUUAACUAGGAACUUUACUUAACUAGGAACUCAGACCAGUGGGGCUCACUGAGCACUGGGCCAUGACAGGCAUGGAUCUCACCCUUCUCUGUGUCCCUAACUCACUGAGUCCUAGUAGACACUGUGAGCUGGGAUCCUUGUGCCCACUUUACGUGCGAGACGCAGGAGACCAGGAAGGCUGAGGCUCAAGGCCACCUGAGCAGCUCCCCAGCCGGGGGACGAGGCUCCAGGGCCCGAGUUCCCAGCCCCGUCUAUUCUCCUGCGUCCUGGGAACACCCUCCCUUCU